Alexandromys fortis (reed vole) is the source of this 650-nucleotide messenger RNA. Its product is annotated as cancer/testis antigen 55-like. The transcript has 4 exons. The annotation marks the transcript as partial. Lineage: Eukaryota; Metazoa; Chordata; Mammalia; Rodentia; Cricetidae. The record is from RefSeq and is a predicted model, not a curated record.
AUAACUUCAAGCUGAAAUCUGUCAGAGGAAUUGUGACCCAUCUCUGCCCCGAUUACGGCUGGAUUAAUGAAACCAUCUUCUUUAAUCCUGACAUGGUGUGUGGAAAUGUUCCAGUAAAUGUUGGAAUGAGCGUCAUUGCUCUUGUAGAAGAGGAUGAAAUAACUCACGCAGUGAAAACCAUCAAAGUGAAAGCCAUGUCUGAUCCUAUCUAUGGUAUUGAACCAUCAGAAUUUGACAAAAGAUUUUGCAUUAAGUGUGUGACUUAUGCAACAAAGGACAACAUCUUCAUAAGCAAGGAAACAUUUUUCCCCAUGCAACUACUUUCUGGAGGAUUUUUGCCCUUUAAAGGGGACUUGUUGCUGGUUGAGUAUUCCUUGAAGCCAGGUACUUCAAACAUCACAAUUCACGCUUUGAGCCUGCUAAACUCCCAGAAUAUGGAUGAGGUCUGUGUGACCAGUAUUGAUGGAAGAACUGGCGUGGUGGAUGACAUCAUCUUUUUCACCUUGGACUCACUCCAGAAGCCUAAAGACUAUACUCCAGGGCUGUAUGACAUUGUGAAUGUAGUUGCUGUGGACAGCAUUCAACCAAACUGUUCUUGGAGAGCAGUAUCAAUGGUCCCAGUGGAAAUGUGUAUUGACCAGGCCUCGUAA